Arxiozyma heterogenica is the source of this 3564-nucleotide messenger RNA. It is a transcript of the gene SLN1, whose product is annotated as histidine kinase. Gene Ontology annotation, molecular function: histidine phosphotransfer kinase activity; phosphorelay sensor kinase activity. Gene Ontology annotation, cellular component: plasma membrane. Bases 1 to 3564 code for a protein of 1187 amino acids. The transcript has a single exon. Lineage: Eukaryota; Fungi; Ascomycota; Saccharomycetes; Saccharomycetales; Saccharomycetaceae. Gene Ontology annotation, biological process: protein autophosphorylation; phosphorelay signal transduction system. The record is from RefSeq and is a predicted model, not a curated record.
AUGACAAAUUUGCGUAAAUUUCCUCCAAGACCACCUUAUAGAGUUAGUCUGAGGGCUCAAUUGACUGUCCUAGUAAGUAUUGUUGCUAUAGUCUCGUUGGUAAUUUUGGCUAUUACAACAGGUGUUUACUUUACAGACAAUUUCAAGAAUUUAGAAUCGGAUCGUCUUUACAUAGCAGCUCAACUAAAAUCCUCUCAAAUUGAUCAAAAUUUAAAUUAUCUAUAUUAUCAAUGUUACUAUGUGGCGUCAAGAGAUACACUACAAACAAGUUUGACAAAUUAUGUAGCUGGUAACAAUACAGAAGCUAACUGGGUGGAUACACAAAGUAUUCUAGAAAAAUUUUUAAGUUCCUCAGAUCUUUUUUCAGUAGUAAGAAUAUAUGAUGCAUUAUUUAAUAAUGUUUUAAAUGCCACAAAUAAUGGAACCGGAGAUUUAAUUCCACAGUCUGUAUUGAAUAAACUGCUACCUUUGUCUAUGGAUAAUCCAUUACCAUCUUCUUUAGAAACUACAGGGAUUUUGACAGAUCCAGUUAAGAACGGGACAUCAUACUUGAUGUCAAUGUCAUUACCCAUCUUUGCAAAUCCAUCUAUUAUUUUAUCAGAUUCUAGGGUAUACGGUUAUAUUACUAUUGUAAUGAGUGCAAAUGGAUUAUUAUCUGUAUUAAAUGACACAACAGCACUAGCAAAAUCUAAUGUCGCUAUUGUUUCUGCAAAAUAUACCAAUUACUCUAUGUUAGAUUCAUACAAAUUUGUGUUUCCUCCGUAUGGUGCUCCUACCAGCAUCAUAAAUUCUACAUUUUUACUAGUUAAUGGGUCAUUCUUGAGUGAUGCCCUAAAACUAGGUAAAGGGGGUAGUUUGAAAUCUACUUUUUUCUUUUACCAUUCAAAAGUUGCAGUAGGCUAUUCCCCUUGUACAUCUACUCUAACUAAUUGGGUAGCAGUGGUUACUCAAGUGGAAUCCGUGUUUUUGUCACCAUCAACACGACUGGCCCGUAUUAUUGCUGGAACAGUGGUAGCUAUUGGUGUUUUUGUUAUGUUUAUGACGUUCCCCUUAGCUUAUUGGGCUGUUAAGCCCAUCGUUCGACUACAAAAAGCCACAGAAUUGAUUACAGAGGGGCGAGGGUUACGACCUACAACACCAAGUUCCAUGAGUAGAACAAGUUCCAUAAAGCAAGAUAGAGCUUUUGUUCGCCCGCUCGCUCCAGUAACACCUUUAAUUGAUUUAAUAUGUCCAAGCAGUGCUAAUGAACAUAAUAAUAGUAAUAUUAGUAAUAGUAAUGGUCAUGAUGUUACUGAUAGUUCAUAUAGCAACAAUAACACUGGCGAAAAGCAUGAACUGGAUUCUUUGUCAUCAUCGAUGGUAUUAAAGUCUAAACCUAAUCCAUCUCUAAAUAAUCAUGAUACACAUAGUAAUAUGUCUUGUGACAAUUACAAAAUUAAAAAUCCGCCAAAUCCUGAAUUAUUAACGCCGCCUAAAUUAUCAAGGGUAGAAGAAGGUAAUGAUGACGAAAUAACAUAUGCAAGCCGUUCUAGAGGCUAUAUUGCUCCAACUAAUUUGGUAGAAGCCAGAGUACCUCAAUAUAGAAGAUUAUUUUCAGACGAAUUAUCUGUAUUAACCGAAACUUUCAACACAAUGACAGAUGCACUAGAUGAACAUUAUGCAUUAUUAGAGGAGAGAGUUCGUGCACGUACAAAGCAAUUAGAGGCUGCUAAAAUCGAGGCAGAAGCUGCCAAUGAAGCCAAAACAGUUUUUAUUGCCAAUAUUUCUCACGAAUUAAGAACACCACUAAGUGGUAUUUUAGGUAUGACAACAAUAUCGAUGGAGGAAACAGAUAUUCAUAAAAUUAGAAAUAACUUAAAAUUAAUAUUCCGAUCUGGUGAAUUAUUAUUGCAUAUUUUAACAGAAUUAUUAACCUUUUCUAAAAACGUUUUACAAAGAACAAAAUUAGAGAAAAGAAAUUUUUGUAUUACUGAUGUGGCAUUACAGAUAAAAUCAAUUUUUGGGAAAGUGGCAAAAGAUCAACGAGUUAAGCUUUCUAUCAUCUUAUAUCCAAAUGUUAUUAGAACAUUGGUACUAUUUGGAGAUUCUAAUCGUAUUAUUCAAAUUGUGAUGAAUCUAGUCUCUAAUGCAUUGAAAUUUACCCCUGUAGACGGUAAUGUUGAUGUUUCUAUGAAAGUUUUGGGUGAAUACGAUCAAAUUUUAAGUGAACAGUGUAAUCAUAAGAAAAUUUAUGUUAAAAAGGGGACAGAAGUAGUUGAUGAACCUUCUAGUAUAAAUCUAGAAAAUAUCAAAGAUGCAUCUGAUAUGUCAUUAGCAAAUGACACACUGUCUUUAGUGUCUACAUCAUCCAGUUCCUAUGAUGAUGCUCUGUUCAGUAAUCAAUUUAAAAAUGAGAAAAAGAACGAUAUAGAUGAUUCUGAUUCGGAUGAUGGACUUGGGGUACCACUAGACAAGGAGAAGACGUGGGUUAUUGAGAUUGAAGUGAAGGAUACAGGUCCUGGUAUUGAUAAAUCAUUGCAAGAAGCUGUCUUUGAACCUUUUGUUCAAGGUGAUCAGACUUUGUCAAGACAAUACGGUGGUACAGGUUUAGGAUUAUCAAUUUGUAGACAACUGGCAACUAUGAUGAAUGGUACCAUGGAAUUAGAAAGUGAACUUGGCGUGGGUAGUCGUUUUAUCUUCACAGUUCCAUUAACACAAAGGCGUGUAAUUAAUUAUGAUAUGUCUAAGAAUUCAUUCGAGGAUGAAUUUAACCCAGAUAGUAAAAAAAAUCGUAAAAUUAAAUUUAAAGUGCAUAAAGAUAAGAAUCAUAGUAGAACAUCAGACAAUGAUGAUAAGGGAGAAGAUACCCAUAAAAGUGAAAGUAGUACAGAAUCAUCAGCAGAAGGUGAUGAUGCUACAGAAAGUAUUCUAUCUUAUGCUAAGGAGACAGCAAGUACCGAGAAAAACAGAUGUAAGGUUAAUUUGGAUAGACCUUUCUUGCAAAGUACAGGUACUGCACGUAAUAUUUUACAAUACAGCAUGGACUCAUCAAAAGAUAAAACAAUUUACAAUGAGAAGACAAUUACUGAUAAUGAUAAAAAGGACAUUAGAACUAAUAAUGGUACUCAUAUCGAUACGACUGACUUAAAGAAGAAGAAGAAUGAUACUGAAGAAUUUACAACUGAUGAUAAUAAGAGAACUCCUGGUAUCAAAAUUCUGGUAGCAGAAGAUAAUCAUGUUAAUCAAGAAGUUAUAAAAAGAAUGUUGCAGUUAGAAGGAAUUAAAGAUAUAGAUUUAGCAUGCGAUGGUCAAGAUGCCUUUAAUAAAGUCUCUGCUCUACAAGCUGAUGGUCGACAUUAUUCAAUAAUUUUUAUGGAUGUGCAAAUGCCACAUGUAGACGGAUUACUUGCUACUAGAAUGAUAAGAAAUGAUUUGUCUUAUAGCUACCCAAUUGUUGCAUUAACAGCCUUUGCAGAUGAUAGUAAUAUUAAAGAAUGUCUUGAGGCUGGUAUGAAUGGGUUUUUAUCCAAACCUAUCAAAAGAACUAAAUUAAAAACAAUCAUUAAAGAGUUUUCUAACGAAUAA